Molecule: messenger RNA, 2121 nt
Organism: Thermochaetoides thermophila DSM 1495
Lineage: Eukaryota; Fungi; Ascomycota; Sordariomycetes; Sordariales; Chaetomiaceae
Exons: 2
Coding region: 1-2121 (706 amino acids)
Biological process (GO): peroxisome inheritance
Cellular component (GO): extrinsic component of intraperoxisomal membrane
Source: RefSeq, a predicted model, not a curated record
AUGGAUAUCCCGAGACCGCGAAGCUCUGGCUUUCCAGCCCCGCGCCGCGUCGUAACCGCUCCUGUCCCACAGUCAACCCCGCAGUCACCUUCAUCUCCGCAAGUCAGUAGCGGGCUGGUCGACACGCUUUACGUUCAUCCGAAUGUUAAGAUUGUUUCCUUUACUGCAACCGGCCGGUCCCUCUCUGUCGGCCCGCGCACUGCAUCCGUUCAUGAAGUCGAGCCCGGCUCACUUCCGUGGACUAGCCAACUUGAGCGAACUAUCGCAGUCGGUUCGUUCAAAAUCUACCGCGCUCCCGGAUCUGUGGCAUUCCUUAGCUGCGGUUCUGCCCUCCAGCCAAUCCUUCCCAAGAGUCAGGCCUGGUGUGUCGAUGUCGAAUCAAGCAAGUUCGUUCUGCAGAUCCGCCGUCCUCAGUACUGGAGAAUUGAAGUCCCGGUAAAGGAGGAGGAAGAAGUCCGCCUGGCUUUACAACUACGAGAAGUGUUCGAUGCCAUCUUGCUCUUCGAGAAGACCCCAUGUCCUUUUCAGAGACCAUUCACCGUCGAACUUCCAGAGCUCCCGAAGACACCUGUUAAGAAGCGGCCAUGGACCCCUGCUCGUAGAUCGAGCGCGUCUCUGCCGCUGACACCGGUCACUUCAGUUGAAAUUGCCCGUUUGCAUCAUGGAACACCCAGAGGGUCGUUCUGCGUGAGCGAUUUACGGUCAAAGAAAGAGGCAGCAAAGGCUCUGAGUGAGCACGGAAGGCGCCUUGCGGUUCCUGAAGAGGAGGAAACAUCUGGAGGGGAUAAGCCCACUUCCUCACAGCCUAUUGUUAUAACACAGCCCGAAGCCAGGAUUACCAAGCCUAUCGAGACCUCGAACGUACCCAGAGAACCUCAACGAAACCAAGCAUGGUUAUCAGUUCCACUUCCUCCUUCUCCCCCUCUCUCAAGUCCCGGCUCGCCCCUUUUAUCCCGUCUACCAACCACACCCGAGAUUCCCGAGGCGCCGACAUCCCAAGAGGAGACGCGUCCCGAAGCCGAGACUUCACAGGCAUCUAAGAGAUGGAGUGUCGCAUCUUCCGAUUCCAAUGCUUCAUCCGAGUACAGCGUGACUACGGCGCCAUCGUCACUUCCCGACAUAGAAGUUGAAGUGUCCUCUCCGGAGCUAGAGAACACUUCAACCACCAACAUUACAGCACCUACCCAGAAUGAUGAGAUAUUGAAUUCGAUUCAGCAAUUGACCGGAACAUCCACGACAUCUACCAGAGAGCAGUCAUCAUCUGCUCCAUCCACAGCUCUACCCCCUACCCGCCGCCCCGUCUACCGUCGGGCAACAACAAGCAGCAGCAUCUCUCCAUCCCGUCGUGCCCUUACUCCUCUUCCCUCAGCCGCCGACCUGUUCGUUCCCCGUGCGACACUGCUCAACGCAACCUCUACUAAUGAGAGCUUGGCCACGAGCACCGCACUGGUGGUCGCUAACCGUCCGCUCUACACAACAGUCCUACACAAGCUCAUCUCUUCUCCACCAGCUCAUCUCAUCAGCCUCAUGCUACGUGUUGCUUCUCGGAUUGCUGCAGGCGAGUGGCGUGGUCUGGUCCUUGGUAGGGGCGAGGGCGGCCAGGAGGUGAGCGUGCAUUGGGAUUGGUCGGAUGAUGAUGAUAUCGGUGACGACAUCCUUCGCCGGGGUAGGAGACGGAGAAGGGUCGUCUGGGAUCAGCCGGAGACUCCUACUACUCCUUCUGGAUGGCAGGCCAAUGAUGGGACGAAUGUCAAGGACACACCGUCUAAGGGUGGCAGGACGUUUUGGGGUGAUGAGAUUGAUGAUUGGUGGGCUCAGAGGAGAAAAGAAGGCAAGGGGAAAAUGGCUGGAACUUUCCCGGAGAGCGACGAAGAAGAUGAUGAAAUCGGUCCGAUGGGCGAGCGGAGGAGCAGCAAGAGCAGGAGCAGGAGUAGUAGGCGAGGACGUAGUGGCAGCGAUGGGAGCAGGGGGCGGACUCGGUCAAGGACGAACUCCCUGCUCCUUGGUCUCGGCCUGAGCCCGGAGAGCGAUGAACUUGAGAAGAGGGCUGAAGAGGCGGCUGCUGCUGCGAACGAUCAUGGCUAUGCCAUGCCUGGUGAUUUUGAAUGGGAAGUUGAUUAG